AACUUUCCGGAGGCAGCGGGCGCCAAUGGCCUACGCGAGACGAUAGAGAAGUGAAGUCUAACCACUUCUGUAUUUGAACAUACUGUAGUCACCGUGACACUGGAGCGCUGCGUCUGAAGCACCAUGCAACGCAGAGCGACAGUGUCAGGGCCCGAGUGGGUUCGGAAAUGCGCCAUGUUUUGGCGAGCAGUGAGCCUGACAGAUAUGUCUGGUAACUUUCCCUUGUUGAAGCAGCUGGCAUUGCCGGCUCGGAGCACCGAUAAUCUGGACAGUUCCGGGGAGCCCACCACCCGGUCAGUGGGCACCACUGCCAACCUGAAGGGGAAAAUGACCAAACGGUUGUCCAUUGUGAAAGGCCACUUCCCCAAGCUUGUUGACUGUGCCCACUUCCACUAUGAGACCGUUGAGUUUGGAUCCAUUGAGCUGCGGUUUGCCAGCGAGCAGAGUGAUGCCAGCUGGGCGAUGGGCUCUGCCAGGGACCUGGUCUUCCUGGUGCAGGUGUCCUGCCAGGGUAAGACGUGGAUGGUGCGUCGCUCGUACGAGGAGUUCCGCACGCUGGACGCUCACCUGCACCAGUGCAUCUACGACCGGCGCUACUCCCAGCUGCUGCCCCUUCCUGCGCUCAGCGAGAUCGGGGAGCGCGUGGAGAUCUUCACCCCUCUGCUGUCUGAGUACCUGAGCCGCCUCUCCAUGAUCGUGGACAACAAGCUCAACUGUGGGCCUGUGCUCACCUGGAUGGAGAUCGACAACCGCGGGAACCGGUUCCUGCUGAAGGAGGAGGCCUCUCUCAACGUCCCCGCCAUCGCCGCCGCACACGUGACCAAGCGCUACACGGCGCAGGCCAGCGACGAGAUCUCCAUCGAGGUGGGAGACAUCCUGUCGGUGAUUGACAUGCCGCCUAAGGAGGACACCAGCUGGUGGAGAGGGAAACAUGGCUUCCAGGUUGGGUUCUUCCCCAGCGAGUGCGUGGAGCUGAUAAACGAGCGAGUGUCACAGUCUGUCAGCGCCCCCUCAGCGAAGCUCGAUGGAGACCCUGUGGGCGGGGCCAAACCGUGCACGGUCAGCGUGACUGGACCCCCCUCUCCUUCCUCAGUGUCCAAGAAGCACGGCAAGCUGAUGGGCUUCCUGCGCACCUUCAUGAAGUCGCGGCCCAGCAAGCAGAAGCUGAAGCAGCGGGGCAUCCUGAGGGAGCGGGUGUUCGGCUGCGACCUGGGGGAGCACCUGCUCAACUCCGGACACGACGUCCCGCAGGUCCUGAGGAGCUGCUCCGAGUUCAUCGAGAAGUACGGCAUCGUGGACGGGAUCUACCGGCACUCCGGCGUGUCCUCCAACAUCCAGAAGCUCAGGCACGAGUUUGACAGUGAGAAUGUUCCGGACCUGACCAGGGACACGUACAUGCAGGACAUCCACUGCGUGGGGUCUCUGUGCAAGCUCUACUUCCGCGAGCUGCCCAACCCCCUCCUCACCUACCAGCUCUACGACAAGUUUGCAGACUGCAUGGAGGAGAUGACAGAGGACGAGCGCAUGGUGAAGGUCCAUGAUGUCAUCCAGCAGCUUCCUCCUCCGCACUACAGGACUCUGGAGUACCUGAUGAAGCACCUGUCCAGACUGGCGUCCUUUAGUGGAGAGACCAACAUGCACAUCAAGAACCUGGCCAUCGUGUGGGCGCCCAACCUGCUCAGGUCCACGGAGAUCGAGGUAGUGGGGCUGAGUGGGGCUGACCCGUUUAAGGAGGUGCGGAUCCAGUCGGUGGUGGUGGAGUUCCUGCUCAGCAACGUGGAGGUCCUGUUCAGCGACUCCUUCACCUCCGUGGGCCGUUUCAACACCGACCGCCGCUCCCUGACCAGGCCUAAGUCCUUUGUGUCGACCCGGCUGCUGUCCCUGGAGGAGGCCCAGGCGCGGACGCAGGCUCCCCUCCUCCUGCAGGGGGCGCCCCUCUCCUUCCAGGGGAAAUUCCACACCGUCCUGGACCUUCCCCCCGACAGGAGGAAGAGGGGGAUGAAGGUGCGGAAGUCAGCGGGUGGGAGCUGGAAAACGUUUUUCGCCAUCGGAAAGCCUGCCGGGUCGGGCCGUCGCAAACCAAUGAGGAUCAGCUCACUGUUCCAGCCAACCACGUCCCACGCUGGUUGUCGGGUGGAUAGCGUUACGUUGCGCUCGGCUAAGAGCGAGGAGUCUUUGUCGUCCCAGCACAGCGGUGCAGGUCAGUGCAAGCUGCAGAGGCUGCGCAGGCCCCGCUCCAGCAGCGACGGCUUGGCUCUGGCCGCCUCCAUGGAGCCGCAGCUGCUCCCCCCGAGCCGCUCCUACGACAGCCUCCUCCCGGAGGAGGCGCGCGACCGCGAGGAGGAGCAGGACGAGGAGGAGGAGGAGGACGAGGAAGACGAGGAGGCCGUGUACAUGCUCCCGGACUUCUCCCAGGACCCCGCCUCUGCCUGGAUGUCGGAGGACGUCAUCGACUUCAGCCCCACCUUCCUGGAGGACGGGCCAAUCGGGCUGGGCGGGGGCGGAGGGGGCGGGGCCAGCGGGGGCAGGGAGUCCCCGCCCACUGCCACGCCCCCUCCCUACCGCUGCGUGGGCCACCAAAGCCACGCCCACACGCGCUCCCACAGCCAGCGCUCCAUGACCGAGGACCCGGACUCCGUGCUCAACCAAUCGGAGGCGGCGGCGAGGCGGAGCCUGAUCCUGGCGGCCGCGGCGCCGCCCGUGCAGGUGUACUGCCAGCACCGCCCGCCCGCCGCCAACGCCGAGCCCAACGCCAGCCCCGCCCACGGCCAGCCCCCCGCCUCCCAGCCCCCGCCCGAGCGCCGCUCCUUCACCCGCAAGGUGGUGCACGCCCUCUCCCCCAAGGCCCCCAAAUCUCCGCCCCUGGACAUCUCCGACCCCAUCGCCAUCAGCGUGCCCGCCAAGGUGCUGGAGAUGAUUGGCGGGCGUGCGGGCGAAUUGCAGCCCGGGACCCAGGGCACAAGCUCCUCCCAGCCGCCGCAGAUGAUCUCCAUGCUGCUGAGGUCAUGUGACUUCCAGCUGACCGAGAGCUGCCAGCAGGAGAUCCGCAGCAAGCUGGGCCCUGACCCCAAGGUCAAAGGAUUCAUGCUGCCCACUGGCCCCUCCCUCCCGUCCCAGCAGCCCCCUCCACCCCCGCCCAAGAACCCCGCCCGCCUCAUGGCCCUGGCGCUGGCGGAGAGCGCCAACAAGGCCCUCCGGCAGGGGGCCUCGCCCCCCUACCGGCCCCCCCUGCCCAAGCCCCAGGAGCCCCUGGAGUCCCGCUUCAUGAGGUCCGUCUCCGUGGACGCGGGCGAGGUGCUCUCCGGCUCCUCCCCCGCCGACGCCAGCCAGCUCUACUCCACGGUGCGCCCCCUGUCUGUGUGGAUGUCUGAGGGCCAGAGCAACGGCAACGCCGCCAUCGCCACCGCGAGCGAGGGAGGGGAGCAGCAGAGUGGGCGGAGUCCGGGCCAUGACACGGGCACGCUCUCCUCUGACUCCUCGGUGUCGGACUCGGGCGGGUCCAACUCGGAGGCCACGCCCAGCAGCUCCUCCGGGGACUCGGACUCCGCGUCCAGCCCCGUCUACAAGAACCAGGAGGAGCCCCUGGCCCCGCCCCCCCCGCAGGCCCCGCCCCCCGCCCGGCCCGGCCCGCCCCCGUUCCCCGAGGAGCCGGAGUCCCCCGCCCAGAGGAAGCCCCCGGCCUACUCCCGCCAGUUCUCCGCCCCCCACCUCCAGCAGAAGGGGGCGCCGCAGAGCCGGUCUCCGCCGCACCCCCAGCUCCUGCACUCCAAAUCCGAGUGCUCCCCGCUGGCCCAGGUGCGGCCCAAGGUGCCCCCCAAACCCGCGGAGCAGGCGCCCCCCCGCGCCCCCCUGUCCCGCGCCGAUAACUACAUGCGGCGCUCGCUGGACGCCGCGCGCGUCCGACGCCUCAUCACGCAGUCCCAGAGCGGCCCCCCCGGGGGCCCGCCCAACCCGCCCCUGUCCCGCGCCUUCUCCGAGCGCCUGAGCGGGGCGUCCGGGUACCGGCUGCCCCCGCCCCAGCCCGCCCAGAUCCGGCCCGUCCCCACGGAGGACCAGGGCAAGGCCGAGAACUUCUACUACGAGAUUUCGGGGCCCGAGCACCCGCAGGCCCCGCCCAGCUACGCCUGGCACAGCUACCAGAACAUGCGGCUGGAGGCCGAGGGCAACUACCGCCCGUCCCACAGCGAGGCGGGCCAGCGGCCCCUGUCCCGGAGCCAGCACCCACCGCACCCCCACCCGCACCCGCACCCCCACGCCCACCCGCACCCGCUCCACGCCCAGGGCGCCAUGCUGCCCCGCGCCCCCCAGCUGUGGUCCUCGGAGGCCACGCGAGCUUGGGCGGCUGCCCACUCCCACUCCCACUCCUUCUCCCACGGCCACGGCCACGCCCACCCGCACCCCCACCCCCAAACGCAUCGCCAGGCCUCGUCCUCGGUGCGCCUGUCCCGCAGCGACAUGCACCCCGUCCUGAUGGGCAGCCCCCCGGUCCCCUCCGCCCUGCCGCUCUCCGUUCACAAGCCCCAGCGGGGCGGGUCCGGCCACGCCCCCCACCGCUCCCCGUCUGCCGACCCGUCCGCCGCCCAGCUGCACCCCUACUUCGAGAACGGCAAGGUGUGCUACCGCUACUUCGAGGCGUCCCGGGCUGUGGAGGACCAGCCCCCCCUCCCGCGGCCCUCCGCCCAUCCGCCGCACCCCCACCACAAGCCCUCCUCUUCCUCCUCGCCCCCCCCGCCGCCCCCCAAACAGCCCCCGCCCCCCCGGCCCCAGGACCGGCCCGAGCCCAUCUACGUCAACUUCCCCUUCGCCGCCCCCCCGGCACCCGCCAAAACCUGGCUCACCACCGACCUGGACGGCGACGCCCAGCAGACGUCCCAGCCCCCGGCCCCGCCCCCGGACCCGCCCCCCGAGGCGGAGCCGCCGUCGCCCGUCCCGGAGGAGCAGGGGAGCCCGCGGGGGCCCGAACCCGGCGGGUACCAGAGCCCGCCCCGCGCCGACGCCGCCAAAGACGCGCCCGUCGCCACGGCGACGCACUACCGCAGCCGCUCGGACCCCAGCUCGGCUGGGGCGGGGCCCGGCCUGACGGGGAAGGAGAUCGCCUCCCUGCUGAUCGAGAGGCUGGCGGAGGACGAGGGGGACGACGGCGCCUGCGCCGUCACCUCCUCCUCCGCCUCCUCCUCCCCCCUGCUGGAGCAGCCGCCCAACCCCUACCCCAGCCAGCACCCGCACCCCCACCAGCCCGCCUACAACGUGUACACCCCCGGGCCGUCCCGCAGCCCGGCCGGCCCGCCCCGCGCGGGGAGCUUCCACCGGCAGGACCCCCUGCGCCGCUCCGCCUCCUCCUCCGGCACGCAGUACCGCCAGGCCUUCGACGUCAUGCCGUCCGGCGACCACGUCCUCAAGUUCUACCGCCCCCAGGACUUCGCCCCCGGCCCCCUGGGGGAGAGCCCCAACCCCUACCCCGGCCGGCCCCUGUACCAGGACCCCCCCUACCCCAGCCGCAGCCCCCAGGGCGGCCCCUCCCACGUGAUGCUGCCGGCCCCGCGGGGGUUCGGGGGCCAUGCGGGGGGCUUCCAGGCGGCGCCCCCGCCCCAGUACGGCCAGUACCAGUUCCAGUCCGUCCCCGUGCUGUCCCAGUACCCCGGCACGCCCCACAGGGAGGGGGCGCUGCGUCCGCCCCCCCUCCAGAACCAGCGGGGGCUCACCCGCCAGGGCAGCCUGCCGGGCCCCAACUGGACCAUCCACACCGAGGGCCAGACCCGCAGCUACUGCUGAGAGGGGCGGGUAUGUGGGCGGAGCCACUGCCUGUGUGGGCGGAGCCACUCCCUGUGGGCGGAGCCACUGCCUGUGUGGGCUGAGCCACUGCCUGUGUGUGUGCGAAAGGGACAAGCGUUAGAGAGAGGAGGGAGAAAUGGACUGGGGUUCAUCCAAGGCUGACACGAGAGAGAGAGAGAGAGAGAGAGAGUGCCGGGGAUGGGAGAGUGAAGAACCUGCAAUUGGACUAUAGAGGCAAGCUGCAAAUCUUUAACCCCCAACCCCCCCCCCCCCCCACCACCAAACACACCCUCUCCGAAACACACCCACCAGUGCCCCAACUUACCACCCUUAAUACUGGAACUGUGGACAAAGGACGGUGCACAGAGACAAUAAAGGAUUAAAGCACGGAACCGAAAAGUGGCUUAGAUUUGCAAACAUUCCAGAGCAGAUAAACGUGCUAGCUGAGAGAGAGAGAGAGAGAGAGAGAGAGAGAGAGAGAGAGAUGAAUAGCUGCUAUACUUUUUUAUUGAGUAUCACAGGUAUUCUGCGCAAUAGGAUAUUUGUCUGUACUUGAUUCUAGCCUUUGUUUCACCAGUUUGGUUCGUCUUGUGCAACAUGUCGCAAGACAGACAGCGAUGUACUUUAAACAAGCGUUUCUUUUCAAAACCAGAAAAGCUGCUGAUGUUUUAAUGGACUGGGAAGCUUCUUUGUCAUUUUGUCAUUUGCAGAAUUCAAUGACGUGCAGAAAAACGUGACACUGUUCGUCUUUAUUUUAAUUACUUCUGCAUUUUUAUUUAUUUUGUUUUAUUUUUAAUUUUUCGUUUUUUUUUUUUUUUGAAAGAAGUGUUUCGAGUUCUUGUUUUUCUUUUGACAGUGUUAUUGAGUGUGCGUCCGUGUGUGUGUGUGUGUGUGUGUGUGUCUAACAAAUUUUUGUCUGCAAAAAACGAGAAGCACAUUUUACAGAAAAAAGGAAAUGAGUAACAGAAGAGUAACCAUAAACACUGCCUUGUGUUGAGGGGACAGCAUUUCUUGACGGUACUCUGUCCUCUCCUGGCCCCUUGCUCUGUCAGCGGGAGCCUUCAGCCAAUGAGAGCGCGGCAUGGUUGACGUGUUCGUUUGUCUUAAUCAAAUGCAUCUUAUCCUUGAAGGAUGUUUUUUUUUUUUUUUCUUCCCCCCUUUCUUAUUUGUAAUAAUUCUAACAUGCUUUAUCCAAAGCACUGUCCUGUACAUAUUUAUCUUAGAAUCACUUGUACUGUUCCGUUGUUUUUGCUUUUCUUGUUCCACAGGAGCCAUUUGGGGUGUUGGGAACACAGCUGUAAACGGCACUGUGACGAUGCGAUACACGCCCACUUUUGGGAUUAACCAAUGACCUGAGUGACGCCCCCCCCCCCCCCCUUGUGCUCCCCAUGAGAGGACUAAAUAGCUGUGAUGUGGUUUGACCACAGUGUUUAUGAGGACAUUAGGUGUUAGCUGGGGUGGGUGGUCAUGGGCAUAGAGCCUGCAGUCUGCCCAUGUUGUUCCUGCUGCAGCUGUGGUAUCUUCCCCCAGGGGAAGGCAAAGCGAGGGACAGUACCAGUAGUGUGCAGCAGG
Anguilla anguilla (European eel) is the source of this 7344-nucleotide messenger RNA. It is a transcript of the gene arhgap33, whose product is annotated as Rho GTPase activating protein 33. Bases 124 to 5772 code for a protein of 1882 amino acids. Gene Ontology annotation, molecular function: phosphatidylinositol binding; protein binding; GTPase activator activity. NCBI's taxonomy places the organism in Eukaryota, Metazoa, Chordata, Actinopteri, Anguilliformes, Anguillidae. The record is from RefSeq and is a predicted model, not a curated record. Gene Ontology annotation, biological process: small GTPase-mediated signal transduction. The transcript has 26 exons. Gene Ontology annotation, cellular component: nucleoplasm; fibrillar center; actin cytoskeleton.